AUGUCAGUCAACUCCUCCUCCUUCGCUGGCCUCUCUUCCAACUUCUCCCUCGAUCAUGUCUACAAGUGCUUUACUUUCAGAAUGACUAUAUUUAUGCUCUCUACUUUCUCCACCACCUACAUCCUCUUCCUCCCUCUCUUCAUCCAUGUGCUCUGUCUGGGUUACCAGCAAUGGAAGAAACAGCGCUCAUCAUCAACUUUCUGUGACACCAUCACCUAUCACUCCAUCGCCAUGCAGCUGAACGAAGUCUUGGGUAUCAUCUUGUUUAUUUGUGGCCACUACAUCAAGUUUCCAGAGAUGAUGCCUGUGGGGCUCUGCGUCUGGUCUCUCACCUCCCUCGGACAGGCUCUGUUUCAGCUCCUGACCUGUGUGAUACGCUACCUGGCUGUGGUUCACCCCAUCACCUACAUGGGACUGAGACGGGCGGACAGGGUCUGGAUCAGAAAUUUUAACAUUGGCUUUUCCGUUCUCUAUGCUCUCAAGCGCCCGGGGCCGGGGGAGAUGGAGCCAGUACUAUGCUAUGAGUCCAGAAACGGUUCCUGUCUGAAGACCAUCUAUCCCUUGCCCAUAUGCAUCACCCUCUACAUGAUUCUAGGAGGCACAGUCAUCCUCACAGUGUGUGGAAACCUUUUGGUCACCGUCUCAAUUGCCUAUUUCAAGCAGCUCCAUACUCCAACUAAUUACCUCAUAGUCUCUCUGGCUGCGUCUGACCUUCUUUUAGGGUUGUUUGUCAUGCUGCCCAGUAUGAUUCAAUGUGUGGAGUCUUGCUGGUAUUUUGGUGAUGAUUUCUACCGACACUAUGCUGUUUGCCAACCUCUACUAUACCAAAGAAAAAUAUCUGCUAAUGUUGUGUUGAUCAUGAUUCUGCUCAGCUGGAGUAUUUCAGCUCUCAUUGGCUUUGGAAUGAUUUUUCUGAAGUUAAAUAUUUGGGGUAUUGAGGACUUCUACUAUAAUCACAUCACCUGUGAAGGAAGAUGUGUUUUGUUUCAGAGUGGCCUGUCAAGUACAGCCUCAUCAGUAAUGUCCUUUUACAUUCCAGGAAUUAUAAUGCUUGGUGUUUACCUGAAGAUUUUGCUCGUGGCACAGAGGCAGUCGCGCAGCAUACAGAAAACAAGCCAUAAGAAUUCAACGAGAAUAUCUAACACAACCCAGACAAAAGCCACUAAAACACUUGCUAUCAUAAUGGGGGCGUUUCUUUCCUUUUGGACUCCUUUUUUUGUGUGUAACACUAUUGAUCCCUUUGUCAAUUACUCAACACCACCAGCAUUGUUUGACACACUGGUAUGGGUGGGCUACUUUAAUUCCACUGUGAACCCUAUAAUCUAUGCAUUUUAUUAUAGUUGGUUCAGAAAGGCAUUUCGAUUGUUCGCUUCAGGUGUCAUUUUUAAAUCUGAUAUUUCAGAGACAAUACUUGUCACAGAAUAA
Molecule: messenger RNA, 1425 nt
Organism: Acanthopagrus latus (yellowfin seabream)
Lineage: Eukaryota; Metazoa; Chordata; Actinopteri; Spariformes; Sparidae
Product: trace amine-associated receptor 1-like
Exons: 4
Coding region: 1-1425 (474 amino acids)
Biological process (GO): adenylate cyclase-activating adrenergic receptor signaling pathway
Cellular component (GO): membrane
Molecular function (GO): trace-amine receptor activity
Source: RefSeq, a predicted model, not a curated record